GUUUCGGGAGAAGGGCAACCUUCAAAGAACUGAAUUGAAUAAAAUUGGUUUUAUUUUCAGAUUGCAAUGGCAAAUACUGGAAGAGAUUCAUCCAACCCUUUUCCGAAACCGUCUAAAAAGCCCGCGGGCAACCGGCCGAAAAGAAGAAGAAGUAGCCAGCUGCUGCUUCCGGCUCGGGUGAGAAGAAACUGGCCGCCACUGAGAGGAAGUCAGUUUAAGGUGACGUCCGUCAAGGCCAAGAACACUGCGGCCGCCGCCAAGAAGCCAGCCCGAAAAAGACCGCUUCCAGAAAGAGUGCCGCCGGUGCUGAUGGAUUCGACUAGGGACAAUACACAAAUGUUGAUCAAUGCCGUUUGUGAACUCCUAACGGAGCGGGACGAGGAAGCCGUUGGCGCAAAUAUGCAUGUCCGGAGACAGUUCUACCCCGUGCCCGGAGCCCCUGCGCCGAAGCCGCUCACAUUUUUUUAAAAAAUCGGUAAAGCAAAGGGUAUCAAGUAGCGAGCCCGUGUCAAAGGUACGACAAAGUGUUGGACAAAUCGGCUACCAGCGGUUCAAGGCCGAAAAGGAGAAGGUUGUGGUGGUAGAGGUGCCUCAGAAUGCGGGUAAGCCAAGAACGAAAUCGCCCGGAUGCGGAACAUUGCCCAAGUGAAAACGAUCCAAACUCUGCGAACGGGCUUUCCCGGACCGGAUGCCGUUUCAACCAGAGAGCUGAUAAAUGCUGCCAAGGCGUCGACGUCGUCGGUCGGAGAUUUCUAGAAGAAGCUGACCAACGAAAAGCAGGUCCGCGGAAUCGGCGUGAAGCGAAAGCGCGCAAGGUUAGCAAGGUGCUGAAAAAGAAGCCGCCGGUGACACUGGGGCUGCUGUCCACAAGAAGAA
Messenger RNA from Culex pipiens pallens (northern house mosquito), 876 nucleotides. RefSeq lists its product as uncharacterized. The record is from RefSeq and is a predicted model, not a curated record. The transcript has a single exon. Lineage: Eukaryota; Metazoa; Arthropoda; Insecta; Diptera; Culicidae. The coding region runs from base 67 to 468 and encodes 133 amino acids.